This is a messenger RNA of Papilio polytes (common Mormon), 946 nucleotides long. RefSeq lists its product as uncharacterized. The transcript has a single exon. NCBI's taxonomy places the organism in Eukaryota, Metazoa, Arthropoda, Insecta, Lepidoptera, Papilionidae. The coding region runs from base 43 to 825 and encodes 260 amino acids. The record is from RefSeq and is a predicted model, not a curated record.
GGGAGCGCGAGCCAGUGCUGCGAGCGCGCGCGCCCCGGCACCAUGCUGCGCUAUCCGUACCUCGUGUACGUGCUGCUCCUGCUGGCGAGAGUCUCGCGCGCGCGCACCUUUAACAUCACGCACCUCAUCGUGCCCGAGGUGGUCGCGCCCGGCGUCACCGACGUCGAGAUAGAGUGCCGCUAUGACGCCAACUUCACCCUCCUUAACUGGUUCAAAGGGCCCAACGAGUUCUUCCGCUACAAGCCGGGCGCCGCGCCCAGCACACGUUCCUUCCCUAUACUCGGCGUGGGCAGGGUCGAGCUGAUCGCCUGUGGACCCGCAACUUGCCGGCUGCGACUCGGCGCUCUAACAGAGGAGGCGACGGGCCUCUACAGAUGUGACAUAGAGAGGGACGUGCCUCCGUACAAAUUCGAGACGCGAACCGCCUACAUGGAGGUCCAUGGCCAUGAGCACAGAAGACCGCUGCUGGAGGGCCUUGCCGAGGAGUACGGCGACGAGGAUGAAAUCCAUGCGUACUGCCGCGGCGCACCUGACGCCGAGAUACGGUGGUACAUAAACGGCCACGAAAUUGAAGAAACGAGAGGGUCUUUGUCGUUGAAAAGACAAAGUUCGAGGUUGAUCUUUCAAGGUAUUCCGCCGAUGGUGACAGUGCAGUGUGCAGAGUUCAGGUACGGCAAGUUAUCGGGUUCCAAGGAAAUGAAGGCACGAUGGAGGGAUCCAACCAACAGUCAGAAGGACGAGCGGGCGCAGGAGCAAAGGAAUAGUUCACAAGUUCUCAGUAUACAUUUAGGAGUUAUUUUACUUUUGUGUUUUAUUUCACUUUAGAAAUCUGUGCUGUUGUGUUCAACUUUUAUAUUUAUAGGGAUUAGUAUGUAUAUUGUAGGAAGCCAAAGACAUGUUCCUGUAAGAGAAAUGUAUUUAUAUAUUUUUAAUAAAUGAAUGAGAU